Onthophagus taurus is the source of this 469-nucleotide messenger RNA. RefSeq names its product small ribosomal subunit protein mS37. Gene Ontology annotation, biological process: mitochondrial translation. Gene Ontology annotation, molecular function: RNA binding. Gene Ontology annotation, cellular component: mitochondrial ribosome; nucleoplasm; mitochondrion. Lineage: Eukaryota; Metazoa; Arthropoda; Insecta; Coleoptera; Scarabaeidae. The record is from RefSeq and is a predicted model, not a curated record.
UAUAGAAAACUAAAUUUUCUUAAGAUUUAUAACCUCACUUUUGAAAACAACAAAAUUAAGUAUUAAAAUGCGGUUUCUAUCAGUUUUAUACGCAAGAAAUGUUACAAUACAAAAAGAUGUACCCUUCCAAGAACUAUUACCGUUAAAGUUGAAAUCAAAAGUAUCAGGGAAAGGAAGUACUGCAAAUGAAGUUUGUUGUCUGUACGAAAUGUCGAUUAUGUUGGCCUGUUUUAAAGAUAAAGAGUUUAAUCAAACUAUGUGUGCAAAGGAAAUUGAAAAUUUUAAAAAGUGUUAUGUAGCUAGUAUGGAAGAUAAACGGUUAUUAAAAGAAAGAGAGGCUAAAGGUAUCAUUGCACCUGGCGAAAAGAAGUUAACUCAUAAGCAAGUUACAAGUUUAUUGAAAAAGUAUCCAAUGGUGUAAUGAUUUAAUGUAAAUAAUAUAAUGUAGAAAAAUAUAAUAAAGACAACU